ACAACUACUACUGUCGAGUAUCGAUUGCGAGUUGCAUUCGAUAGUAUACAACGAAUGGUUGAUACUGAAGACGUUUGAAAAAUAAAUUUUUAAUAUCUUGAAUAACAAACGUUUUAUAAGAUACGACGACAGUUCGUUAUUUGUUAUCGAGAGUGAUACUUAAUUCGCAUGCUUGUAAAUCGGUUUCUUUACAUUCGUUCGGUACUUAAUCGGAGUUAACCUAUUUAUCAGUAACAAAAAGUAACAAUAAAAAUAAUCAGGGAUAAUUUGAGUGAAGAAGAAAAUACGUGUUUACGAAAAUGGCGUUAAGCAGGGAAAGACGUUCCAAUGCUGGGAAUAAAAUGGCAAAGUUGCUGAACGAGGAAGAGGAGGAUGAUUUUUAUAAAACUACUUACGGUGGUUUCGAUGAAGCUGAACAAGAUAAUGAUUACAUGGAAGAAGAUGAAGGAGAAGAUGAAGUGGAUUCAGAUUUUAGUAUAGAUGAAAACGAUGAGCCUAUCUCGGAUACAGAACAGGAGGGACCUAAAAAGAAGCGUAGAUUAGUAACGAAAGCAUAUAAAGAACCUAAGGUUCAGUCACAGUUACCACAGAAAGAAAAGAAAGUGAGACAACCGAAGCAGCAUAAAACAUUCAUAGAAAGUAUAGAAAGGAAAUCUAUACGUCGUUCCACUGCUGCAAAGUCGGCUGCUACACAGAAACGUUUGCGCGAAAGGAAUGAAGAUCAAAAGAGAAAAACCAGAGUCAUUAGACACGAUACUUGGAAACCAACUCAAGAAGAAUUAUUAGAGGAAGCAUUACAGACUGAACAAGUCAAUAUGAAAUCGUUAGAAAAAUAUCAAAAAUUAGAAAAUGAAAAGAAAAAUACUAGGACAGUAAGAAAAGCACAGACUGGACCCAUGAUUAGGUAUCAGUCGUUAUCAAUGCCGGUUAUGGUACUUUCCGAAGAGAACUUUGACAAAGAAGAUAAUAAAAUUAAUAUUGAAGAAGACGACGAGAAGAGUGUAAACGUGAACUCUGAAAACAAAAGCGUGCAAGGAGUAGGGAAUAGUAAUGUGACUAUAAAAAUAGAACACGACGCAAAGGACGCGAAUAAAAAAGAGUCUUCCUCGAAAUAUAGCUACGAAGAAACAAAAGGAUUUUAUGAGAGAACAUUUAUAACUUUCGAAAAUGAGAAACUAUUUUUAAAUGCAUUCAAAAAACCUACUACUCGUAUGCCAGUGGUAAAGGCUUUAUGUGCGAUUACAAGGUUGCCUGCGAAGUAUCUGGAUCCUAUGACUCAGCUACCAUACAAAAACGUGCAGACAUUUCGAUUAUUACGUGAAGCGUAUUAUCAACAAUUAGAGGCCCGUACAGACAUUAAUGACAGAACGCAAAGCGCGGAACUGUUACGGUGGCUCGAAUGGAGACAGAAAAAUCAGGGAACUGCUCAGAGGAGCAUGAUACGUCUCGAAACAGCCUCCACUCCCAUGCAUUCAUAACGCGAAACCUAUGGAAUAGAAGCAUGAGAGAACUUAAGAUUAAGUAUAUCCGACCGAUUUGUAAAUAAUUGUAUAAUUUAUUCGCGUUUGAUUACAUCUUUUGUAAAAAGUUACAAUACAACAUUUAUUUGUACAUAAGAUCGAACUAUCAUCAUCUGAAGCUAAUAAAUGCAAUAUAUAUAUCGGGUCAUUCAAAGAAGUCCAAAUAACUUGUUUCGAUUAGAAAAUAGAAGUGAAUGUACUUUUAAAUAUUUUAUUGCCUUUCAUAUGAAAAUAAUCGACGUCAUUAAUAAAUAAGUCUUUUAUCAAGAACGAACAAUUAUAUUUAAAUAGUAAAACAAAAACGUGCCGUCCGAAGCAUCGUCGACUACUCCAUAAGAUCCAUUUAGAUUACCACACGUGCGUAGAUAUGUGUUUAAAGCAAAAGGUAUUUUAUUAAUAAAA
This is a messenger RNA of Nomia melanderi (Alkali bee), 1922 nucleotides long. RefSeq names its product Vacuolar protein sorting-associated protein YL-1 (gene YL-1). Gene Ontology annotation, cellular component: nucleus. The record is from RefSeq and is a predicted model, not a curated record. Lineage: Eukaryota; Metazoa; Arthropoda; Insecta; Hymenoptera; Halictidae.